CGAGGAACUCCCGCCAUGUUGAUUGGCGGCCAUAAUGUGUUUAUUCUGAAGGCAACGCUUUCGUCCUCAAAACAAGAAAAACACCAUUUGUGAGGCUACUACGGUUCUUGUCGGGUUGCUUCGGAAAUUUUGACGAUGAGACUGAAAAAGUGCUUGUGCGUGUCCACUUGUGUUGUGCGCAGUUAUGAGUCCGUGCGAUCAGCAAUGGAUGCGUGAAAAGGAGGAGGUGGUGGCAGCCAUGCUGGCGCUGGGGGGCGGGAGAGAGAGCACAUAGCAACCGAAGGGUAGUGCUGAUGGCUGACGCCAGGUUCCAGGCACCACGGCUGGGCCCUGGCGGAGCUCAUAAUGGAGUGCCUGGCACCGGAACCACUUCCCCGUCUCGACAUUGUGAGGAGCGUAUGUGCACAACGCAUCAUCGCCCGAGGGCUCGGAGCAACAGCAGCGUGAGCAGUGAGGCGAGCAGUGAUGCGUCGUCGUGUUCUUCUUCAUCCUCAUCGUCAUCCUCGUGUUCCUCCUCGUCCUCCAGCUCAUGCUCAUCAGCUAGCUGCUCAGAUGAAGAAAGCUCCCUUCCAGCUAACUGCGAGUUUGCCAUUGUACGCCAGCCCGAGCAGACGCACGAUCCACUCAAGCUUCGGAUUGCUGCUCGGCGUGUGUCAAAGGCUGAGGAUUCAACCUGCAUGACUGCGGUGGCUGGUGCGGGUGGUGGCGCGGCUAGUGGCUCAGCUGCGGUGCGGCUCCGUAUAAAGCAGCGCAAGAGCCGAAGGCGGAGACGUUCACGGAGCCCUAUGGAUGCAGGAGGGCUACGCCAGCCACGCUGCUCUUGCAUGGAGAAGAGAAAAGGAAAGGUGACAGAUCAAGAUCCUUCAACGUGUAGCUACACGUCUUCUUCUCGCAAGACAUCGCGGUCGUGCAGCAGCUCUCGCUCAUCAAGCAGCGGCUCAUCAAGCUCUGGCUCAAGCUCAAGCUCCGGUUCGAACUCUGGUUCUGGUUCUGGUUCAAGCUCAGGGUCGAGUUCAAGCUCAAGCAGUUCUUCGAGCUCAUCGGACUCUGAAAGCUCAUGCAGCGUGUCAGAUUAUUCAACCUGCCGCACGCCUCUCAAGCCUGGUGGAUAUCGUGCUUACCAGAGCAGUGAUACCGGUGUCUCGUCUCCACUUCAGUCAUGCACAAAAAAGGCAGAGUUGAAUGCUGCAGCGCCGGCCGGUCCAGAUGUGACGGGGAAUGCAGAAAAGCCAGCUUCCACAGCAAGUGACUGCAGCACAGUAAUAGGACAGCCCUUGCCUUAUCUGAACAUGGACGCAUCAGCAAAUGUUUCGCCUGACAGCGGGAUCCAGUCUUGUGGAGAAUCCCCACAGCGUGCGAGUUGCCAUGGUGACUCACCGCAUCGGGGUGGGUGUCGCGAAGAUUCACCUGCACAUGUUAUUUGUCAGGAUGAGGAAGCUGACAAAAAACACGUCACACAGGAGUUGCCAGAUGCCACUGCAUGCAGUGAUGCAGUGCUUUUGAACACCCCUGAAAGGCUACCUAGUGUUUCUCACUUGGAACAUUGCAAGUUACCUGAUGUGGUUAUGGUGCGAGACAUGAAGCAACAUGGGUCUGAAAGCAGACUCGAUGUUUUGACUGACAUCACAGAAACUGCCAAGAGCCCUUGUAACGUGGUGCUCAUCACAGACACUCCUGAGAACUCGCCGUUGAGGGCUUCAUCAGAACACGUUCCUAGCUUCUGUGAACGUUUCCCGGGAUCAGAACCUCGUGGGAGCAAGGUACAAAGGUAUGGCUUUUGCGAGUCACCAUCAGACAAGCGUCCGUUAGAACGAGUCUCUCCAUGUCGAACGUUGGAUGGAGAGGCCAGCGGGAAGACAGAGGUGCUGAAGAAUCCGACACCUCCACCUCCUCAACUUACGCCUCCUCGGUUGGAUUGUAUGGUUGUGGAGCCACAAAGUUCCAGCCACAGUCAAAGUGGUAAUGCCAGCACUGGUGAUGACAAGGAAGAAAGUAGCGGAGAAGGCCAGUGCCCUCCUGUCCUCUCUUGUUCCUUGAGCGGUCGGAAACGUGAUAGAAAGGUCAGCAGUAGAGAAAGAAAGAGUGUAGAGUCAGUCAUUGCUGUGUCACCACCACGGCUCAGAAGAAGGAAACGAGAUGGGGAUGAACAAGCAGCUGCGAAGAGUGCGCCAGCACAAGUGAGAGUGCUCAGGCCAUCUAGGAUGGGGAGGCCACCAUCAAGUAUUAGUACGAGGCCACUGCGGAGCACUACCUUAAGGACUGCUGUACGUAAUGGUGGAAAAGCUGAGUGUGGGGACCGUGAACUUCACCAGUUGGUGCAAAGGGUGCAUGACUCAAUCAGCACACAGUUUCAGGAAACGAUGGGCACCUCCAGUGACUUUGAAAUGAUAGUAGAGGGUGAGGAAGGUUCAGUCAAAAGAAAAAUUGCUGAACAACAGCUUAACAUGGCUGAAGAGGAACCCGGUGAAAUGAUGGCAGCCCCUUUGCCAUGUUCAGCUUUGUUGCCUGAAGAGGACAAGGAUGAAGCCUCUGUUCUUUCUGGGAAUGCAGAUGCUGAGAUCAGCAAGACUGAAGAAAAGCCACUGCCAGCCCGCAGAAGAGGGCGACCCAAGCUGAGUACUGCAAAAAAAUCAUCUGUAAAAAUGGAGAGGCCAGUGUUACGGCAUACACGGAGGGAAAGGCACGAGGACAGAGAUGCUAGGCUGGAUGUGUUGCAGCAAAGUACUAAGAGUGACUUGCCAGAUCUGAAACCAUUUACAGGUAACUCUGUGAAGGAGGAAGAUGCAUCAGAUAAAGGCAGGACUUGUGUUGAAAAUGUACCAGUGAAAACAACUUCUGAUGUAGUUGAGACAAGGAAAAACAGGACAAUUGCAAAAAAAGAAGGUGUUGAUGACUCUGUUGAUGUGGAUACAUUGCUCCGAGAGUGCAACAUUGAGGAGCAGACUCACUUGCUCCACAUGUACCAGCGAAAAUUGAAAAAGAAACGCUUUGUGCAGCAGCCAUUGCGACAUAACCGCAGUAACAGUUUGCGGAAGUCUGCACGCUUAGCAGCCACAAUGACCUCUGAGUCAGUUGAUGCCCUUGUUGAUGCACUUUCUUCCAUUUUCAUCUCAAAGCAGGCAUCAUUGCAUAUUGCCAACAUUGACGACAUACCCGCAAUUUUUAAGCCAGUAAAAUAUUUGCGUCCGAAGCGCACUUCUGAAAGGCCAUUGCGACAGAUAAGCAGUGCAAGUAAGGCCGAAGUUCGAAAGUUAGAAAAGGAGGAACCUAAGACAGUGCCUGGGAAGAAAGGAAAAGCAAAGAAGCAGGCACAGCCUCCUUCAGCAAUGCCCGAGUCACCUCCAGAUAUACUGGCACCACCUUCAGGAGACCGUUGCCUACCCCUCAAGAAGCGACAUUGUCUACUCAGCGAAGACAAGGCUCAAGAAUCAGGUAAGGAGCCUGCGGACAUAGUGGAAAAAAGCCAAAGCAAGCAUGCAUUUGUAGCUGCAGGCACUGCAGAUGCAAACAAGAAGAAUACAAGUAGUCCACCUGAAGCAAUGCCAAGCUUGCCAAACUUGCCACGCUCUGAAAUGCCUGUACUUACUAAAGCAGCAAAAAAGGCUAUGUACCCUAUUGUUUCAUUAGAACCUUUACCUCAGGAUGUCAGAGGACUGAAGAAAAAACCAGGACCUAAAGGUAGGAAACAGAAGUCACAUCAGAUUGGAAGGAGAAAGCCUUCAAAUGCAAGCAAUACUAACUCCCCGGUUGAUGACACUAUAGAGAGUUGCAUCCAAAAAUUCAAUGAGGCUCUUAACUCGGCCAAGCUGAAUGAAAAAUUACGGUCCAGAUCAAAGUCGCCAGUCAAGCUGAGUCACAGUUGCAGUUCAAGCAAUCAAAUGGAAGCUGAAAGUAAGCUAGUUUUGCUGCCUGAGGUCCAAUGUGAAUCCCUUGCUGAUCUCCUACUUAAGCGACAAUUUACACCUCAAGCAGAAAUACAGCCUGAACCUGAGACCCAUAACCAGGCCAAAUCCCAAACUACAUCCAAGACUGAAUCCCAGGCUGAAUGUGACAUUGCAUUGCAUACUGAAUUGCAGACUGAGUCCAAGACUGAAUCCAAGACUGAAUCCCAGACUGAAUGCCAGACUGAAUCCGACACUGCAUCCCAGACUCGGUCCCAGAUUGAACUGCAGACUGUAAUGCAGACUGAGCCCCACCCACAGUCUCUGCUUGAGCCUCUGUCUGACUCCCAGUCUGAGUCUCAGCCCGGGGCUCAGCCUGAGUCCCAUUCACAGUCCCAGCAUGAGUCCAAGCUUGAAUUUCAACCUGAAGACCAGCCUGAUACCCAACUGCCUUCUCAUCCAGUUGAUGAUGAUGAUGACAUUCCUCUGUCUGCUUUAGUUGCCCAGCAAGCAGAUGGAUGUGAUGACGAUGAAGCAGUGAUGUUUGUUGAAGAUGAUAGUGACCCUGAAAAUCCUUUGAAAAAGAUCUCUCUCCUCAAGCAAAAGCAACAGAAGUUGCUAAAAGCUGUUGAACGGGCACGUCGAUCAAAAGAACGUGUUAGCAAGGAUUUGCCACUUGAAGAUGAUUUGAUGGGCAAUAAGAAGCAUAGGAAACGAAAGAUGAGGAACAGGACUGGGUUCGUGAAGGUCAAGCGAAGAAGGGUCGCAUCGAAAAAGAGUCUUGUUACCACAUCUGCCUGCGACGAAACAGUGGACAGUGCUGUUGAUGAAGUUGAGGGGCUGGCAUCAGCUGAAGAGCUUCUUACCCGUGACAUUUCUGCAGCAGACAGCUCCAUUACAGGAGCUUGUGAGGGGCUUGACAGUGUUAUAGAAGUGCAUCAACACUCUGAAACAUUGCUUGAAGCCGAAGCUGGUGCCAAUACUGAGAGGGAAGCAAACUGCAAGGAUGAGUUUAAACCUGCCGCAGAAGCUGAAGGCAAAUCUGAGGAGACUAAUGACUGCACUGUUGAUGAAAAAGACAAGAUAAGCAGUGAUACUGAGAUAGAUGAGAAAUUUGAAGAAAAUAAGGAGCCUGGGUUAGACAAUUCUAACAAUUUGGAUAGCAAGCUCACUGUGGGAGCUGACAGUAAACUGAAGACAACUGCUAACAAGGAGAAAAGCAAUAGGGACAGCCAACCAGUAGGCGAAGAGACAGCCGGCAGUGAAGACAAAGGUGAUGACAAAGCAUGCAAAGAUAGAGUGACUGCUGCUGCUGAUUUGCCAAGAGUAGAGCUAUCUAAACACCCCAGCAAGCCUAAAACUUCCAGAAGGUCUAGAGGAAACAGAAGAAAAAGAGUUUUCAACCGAAAAUCGAGAGGAAAACAAAUUAAGAAUGAGCUGGCCUGUGGUGGUAAAGAGUCGGAAGCAGGGGUAGAUGCCACAAAGACAGAGCCCGAAAAUAUUGACAAAAAUUGGGAAACUGAAGAAAACCACGUACAAGAAACGUCUAAAAACACUGAGGUUAAAGUGCAAAGCAAAAGUUCUUUGCAGCAGAAAAAGAUGAAAAACAUCAACCUGAAAGCUGAAGAAAACCACAAGCAAGAAAAUUCUGAAGAUCUGGUGGAGGAAAAAAGGAAAAAUGAAGGUCCUUCACAGAAGAAAAAAAAUAAAAAUGUCAAUUUGAAGGCUGAAGACCACAAGCAAGAAAAUUCUGAAGAAGCUGAGGAAGUGAAAAAUGGAGCUGCUUUGCAGCAGAAAAAAGUAAAAAACAUCAACUUAAAGACUGACGACCAAAAGCAAGAAAAUUCUGAAGAUGUGGAAGAAAAGGUGAAAAAUGAAGGUCCUUCACAGCCAAAAAAAGUAAGGCCACGAAAGAAAGCCCUGAAGUCCUGUAAAGCCAAAAACAAGAAGUUGUUCCAGCAGGUGUCAAGCAAGCCUUGUACAAGUGCCAAGCCAAAUGACUUGGAGUCAACACAGGGCAAGUCUGUUGAGGACACUCCGCAAGAAAUACAGCGAGAAUUAUUAACAGAUGAUACACCUCAAGAAACGCAAGAGGAAUCUUUGCCAGUUGAUACGAUUGCUGAAUCUAUUGAAGCAGUUGUUGUAGCUGGUGCAAAGAGGAAGGUGGGACGACCAAUAAAAGCCAAGACCAGGGCAAGAAUGCUUGCAGCAGCAAAACGCAAGGCAAAGAUGCUGAAAGGUGCCCCAAAAAACAAGAAGAUCAAGCUAAAGAAGCAAUGUACACCACUCUUGGCACCUGCAUCAGAGAGUGAAUCAUCGGGCACAGUGCCCUCUGCAGUGUCAUCGUCCACGGCAUCCGGUUCAUCACUUUCCACUCUUUCGUCUGCUCCACCUGCAGGGCUGUGCCCAGUAAAUUCUAGUGGCAAACCACCAAAAAAGAAGUCCAAGAUGGACAGCACUUCAACCAAGGCUUCAUUAUCUAUGAGCAGUGAACCACAUGAAGAUGACACGCCUGUGGUGACAGUAACAAAGCCUUCGACUGGUGAUGGUGCACAUCGUACCCGGCGGCGGAGACGACGUGAACACCAGCUGCCAAAGAAGAAGUACCUGAAGGCAGGACUUUAUUCAAGCUGCUUUAAGGAAGAUGGAAGUUUGUCGAAGGAUGGUGUGGAGGUUGCAAGCACAGAGACUUCACUGCCAGAACAGCUCAGUACACUGAACCUAAACGCUGUUCUGUGUUGGGCAGCCUCACCCGAUGGCUUCCACCUAACCACCACCGACACUGUGCCCCCAGAGGAAAUGGUGGCCACCACCAUCAAAACAGAGCCUCUCUGUGAGACUACCAUGGAGGAAGAAGAGGAGAGUGGCCACACAGUGCCUGUGGAGGAAGAGAGAUGUGUGGGCUUGAUGCCAUCACCCAUUCACGCGGGCAAGUACCUGCGUCAGAAGCGAGCUGACUUCCAGCUUUCCUAUGACAUUUGGUGGCUUCACAAGAAUAAACAGCUUCUUUAUAGCUAUGACCCAGUGAACAACUACAAACGAAUUAAAUCAAAUGUGUAUGUUGAUGUUAAACCGGUGUCCAAAUAUGAGGUCCAGAGCUGUAACUGUGCCCGACCAAAGAUGAAAGUUGACAAGGGCUGUGGUGCGGACUGUCUUAACAGGAUGAUGUACGUGGAGUGCUCGCCAACGCUGUGCCCAUGUGGUGAGCAGUGUGGGAACCAGAAGAUUCAGAAACACGAUUGGAGCCCAGGUCUGGAGCGCUUCAUGACUCGUGACCGAGGCUGGGGAAUCCGAACUCGGGAGGCAAUCAAGGCCGGUGAAUUCAUUCUUGAAUAUGUGGGAGAAAUAGUGAGUGAACAAGAGUUUCGGCACCGUAUGGCUGAGCGCUACCGCAAUGAUGAACACCACUACUGCCUCAACCUGGACUCUGGCAUGGUCAUUGACGGCUAUCGCAUGGCCGGGGAAGGUCGCUUCGUCAACCACGCCUGCGACCCUAACUGCGAGAUGCAGAAGUGGUCCGUCAAUGGUUUCUAUCGUGUAGGCCUUUUUGCCCUAAAAGAUAUUCCAGGGAACACUGAGAUCUGCUAUGACUACAACUUCCACAACUUCAACAAUGAACGCCAGCAAGAGUGCAAGUGUGGGAGUGACAAGUGUCGAGGCUUCAUUGGGGGCAAAAGCCAGCGCCUCAAUCCGCAAGCUAAGGACAAGACCAAGGAAGGCACCAAGGGCACCUCAAGCCGUUCAGUUCGCAAGCAGCAGCGGGCGCGCCACCCGCUGCGCCGGAAGCGGGAGGUGAAGGCUGCUGCAACGGUAACAGAGCCCACAGUGACAGCUCGGCUGAGCCAGCUCCAGCUGAAGCCCCUCUCACACCAGCAACGCUGCUUUGUCCAGAAGCACCGCUGCUUCCUGUUGCGCAAUUAUGACCGUGCCAAGCGAUCCUGUGCCAGCAGGCCGUCGCGCGACCGGCAGUCGCAUGGAACUGGGUCUGACCUAGUGGCAGCAGGUGGCAAGAAGCAGUCUGCACACCCAGCUGGCCUGGGUGCACAUGUGGCUGCAUCCACCAGUGGAGUGGAGGAAGAAGAAGAGCGGGAGGAAGAGGCUUUCAGGACACAGUUCACUGCGCUCAAUACAUCACGGUCAGUGCGCACACGGCAACUGGCCCGUGCACAGGAGAACACCCAGCUGGCACGAACAGCACGUCUGGCACAGGUCUUCCGAGACAUCUGCAGCUCUGUGCUAGCCUGCAAAGAUGAGAACGGCAAGGUGCUGUCAACACCAUUUGUUAACCUGCCAUCAAAACGAAAGUGCCCGGACUACUUUGAGAAAAUCCACACACCAAUUGACCUCAACAACAUUGAGAAGAACAUCAUCACAGGGGAGUACAAGGACCUGGAGACUUUUGCAGCUGACUUCAAUCUUCUUUUUGACAAUGCUGAGCUGUACCACAAGGACAAUACGGACCUGAUGACAUCUGUAAGCAAGCUCAGGCGUUGUUACGAAGAAGCCAAGUACCUAGUAGUGCCCAUCCUGGAGGACAUUCUUGGAGAGCCGGUGCCGUCGCACUUCAGCACUUACUCAGCCAACCACGAAAAACCUGCGGAGGAGGAUGAGGAGGUGAUCCGGUGUGUCUGCAACAUCUUCAAGGAUGAAGGCCUAAUGAUCCAGUGCGAGAAGUGCUUUGUCUGGCAGCACUGCGACUGUAUGGGCGUAAAUGGUGACAUUGAGAACUACCUGUGUGAAUUGUGCAAUCCACGUGAAGUUUGUUUGGAAAUUCCCUUGGGACCUCUUGUGGCCAACGGUGGUAUCCAGUCUUACCUGACACUUCUUAAAGGGAACUUGCAAGUCAAACAGGGAGACUGUGUAUACCUGAGUAAAUUCAAAGACAAAAGCCCACUGAAGCCAGUGUCACAAGAGGCUCAAGGGGACAAGAACACAUCGAAAGUGACUGAGGAUGGUGGGGACACUGAUGGCACCAAAGCUGAAGAUGCAGCAGCAGAAGAAGGUGGAGGAAAAUCAACGCUUCUCAGAAACCUGCAUGGCAGCAACAGUCCCAGUUCAGAAGAGGGUGGAAGCCUUGACGUUUUCCGCGUGGAACGACUGUGGAAAAGCGAAAGAGGAGAGAAAUUCAUCUACGGGCACCACUACCUCAGGCCACACGAGACCUUUCAUGAGCCGACCCGCAAGUUCUACCACAAUGAGGUUCUACGUGUUCCCUUGUAUGAGAUCCUGCCUUUGGAAUGUGUCGCUGGAGCUUGCUGGGUGCUUGACCUGGCCACCUACUGCCGAGGUCGGCCACGGGGUGCAACGGAAAAAGAUGUCUACAUCUGCGAGUACCGUGUUGACAAGAGUGCCCGGCUUUUCUACAAGAUCAACAAGCCUCGGUUUCCUGUUUGCAUGAAAAGCUACGCCUUUGACACCUUUGACACAAAGCUUGCUCCAAAGAGAACAUACUCGCCUCGAAGCAAUCCUGUCGUGUACCAGAAACGCAGCCGAGCAAAGACAGCACAAGGGUUUCCUGAUGACCGGAGUGCUGACAGGGAAGUGAAAAAGGAGCGCCUUGACAAGGUGGUGCGUCGUCUGGUAGCAUCUGCCGCAGCGGAGGAGGAUACAGAACUGCCGCCAUCAUCCCAGCGGUAACUGCAGCAGGAUUGGUGCUCACGUCACAGUGUGUGCUUGCGAUGGUGCUGCCUGCACUGAAGCUGCCUCGUGAAGCAAGACUGAAUGCCGAGCCUCCUGCCGUGUAGUCACACGCAUCCGUGUGCCACACUAUUUGAGGUGUCCUCUGUGCCCCCCCAGAAACUGUAGAGGCAGGACCUCUGGAAGUGCACUGCAGGAAGUGUGUGUGUGUCUCCUCUUGUACAGCCAUUGUUGUUCAGCGCUUCAUGCAUCCCACCUCGACGUUUGUAUGCAUCAUGUGGCCCAUCAUGCAUUUCAUCAGGGAGCCACUGUUCACCACCAACUGUCCCCUGCCUUUUUUCCUUUGCCAAAUGAUGUUGACUUCCUGGAGCAGCAAAUAUGGAUUGCUAUGUUUCUUAUAGUUUUUUUUUCCCUUUUUUUUUGCACGCACCCUUUUGAUUUAUGCACUGCUGCACAUUUGCCUAUGCCUGCAAUGUGCAUGUCAUAGCUGCCAUAGAAUUUUCUUGUUGCUUUUUUAUUCUCGAAAAGAAAGUACAAAACCGAUGUAAAUUGAAGAGGACCUAAUACUGGGCAGCUUUCAGCAUUGUUUUGCAGGUGAACAGCCGCAUCAUUUUGGGAACUGUUUCUUUAGUCAGCUUGUGUAGCACAAAUGUGUUCCCACAUUUUACAAGAUUGAGCUUGUCUGCAGCCAGAUUAGGGCAAUAAUGCUAAGUGAUUUGUGCGCUGUGUUUGAGAGACGUGUGAUUACAGUGCUGCAACCACAUUGCAUUUUUAAUGAGGUGAUGGCACAAGCUUUCUUUUCUUUCUGCCCCAGUGAGUCUCGCUCUUUUAGGUUGUGGGUCAUUUGUUGUAGACCUGACACUGGCCUUUGAUGUAGGUUGGCUACAUUAUCGUCAUUAUUGAUAGGCCAAGGCAAAGGUACCUCAUGCAAAGCAUUGAGGUCUACGUGUCGAGGCUUCCGUUAUUUAUUUAUAUGUGACAUGUCACUUUUGUUGGCUUGCAUUGUUUUAGUACCUAGUGGUUGCACUUUACACAUUUCUCUUUCAUUGUGCCUAGCUCUUCUGCACUCCUCCCUGCCUCCUUUUGUGUUGUACGCAUUUCUUCAACUGUCACAUUUUCUUCCCCCUACUAUAAAAACGAACUCUGUAGCACGAAGCUACAAAGGAAACCCAUGACGGUUUCUAAGAAAGAGCAUCACAGUUAAAUAAUUUCUCUUGGUCCAGGGAUAGAACCCGGGACCAACGGCCUGUCGCUCUACCAUCUGAGCUAACAAGGAGGCUAGCAGAUCGCAGAGCGAGGCCGAAUUAAUUGACAACUUGAAGCAGAGGGACACUGAUUUACUAUGAGGGGGUAAAACUUGGUAAAUACAAAAAUCCACAUAGUUCAUUUUGCACCUUUUUAAUCAAUUUUUCAUGUUGCAAUCGUUGCAGGAAAGGGCACCCAUCACGGUUUCUUAAAAUAUUUCUUAAUUGUGUUGCGCCAUACCUUGGAUUUUAGUUUUCGAGAAUGUAAACGCCAGCCACUUCAAGUCAUUGUAUAUAAAUACUCAGUGAUUUUAAAGAAAACAGAAAUGGAUUUCUGAAGUGUGUUUUGGUUGUUUUAUUGCUCUAAUGGUAUAUUGCACCUCGAGUGCACAGUCUUGGGAAUACACCAUUUCCGUUCUUCAUAUGGUUGCAAACCAUUGUCUGUACAUAACAGAAGCUUUUGCUCUGUUCACAUUGACAGGAUCAGCAUGUUUCAUCUUUUUUUUCUCUGGUGUUAAGCCAUGUCUUCAUGUAUUAAACGUUAUUUUUGACAAAAACCA
This is a messenger RNA of Dermacentor silvarum, 11322 nucleotides long. It is a transcript of the gene ash1, whose product is annotated as serine-rich adhesin for platelets-like. Gene Ontology annotation, cellular component: nucleus. The record is from RefSeq and is a predicted model, not a curated record. Lineage: Eukaryota; Metazoa; Arthropoda; Arachnida; Ixodida; Ixodidae. Bases 294 to 9518 code for a protein of 3074 amino acids. Gene Ontology annotation, molecular function: chromatin binding; protein binding; histone methyltransferase activity. The transcript is spliced from 29 exons.